Molecule: messenger RNA, 909 nt
Organism: Saccharomycopsis crataegensis
Lineage: Eukaryota; Fungi; Ascomycota; Saccharomycetes; Ascoideales; Saccharomycopsidaceae
Gene: SFH5
Product: Sfh5p
Exons: 1
Coding region: 1-909 (302 amino acids)
Biological process (GO): Golgi to plasma membrane protein transport; regulation of exocytosis
Cellular component (GO): cytosol; plasma membrane; cortical endoplasmic reticulum
Molecular function (GO): phosphatidylinositol transfer activity
Source: RefSeq, a predicted model, not a curated record
AUGUCUGAUUAUCCGGAAACAGUGAUCCUCCCCACCGAGCAAUCGAAAAAGACUUUUGAGCAGUUCUUGACCAAAAUUCCUGACAUCAUCAAAGAUGCCGAUUAUGAUGAAUUAUACGGAUACCAGUUAAAUCCCGAAGGCAAGAGUUACAACGCGCCAGUGGCCCAAGCUUUGUUAUUCAAGUAUUUUAAGGCGAAUGAUUAUAAGUUGACAGAAUCUAUUGCCCAAUUGACAGCGAGCUUGAAGUGGAGAAAAGAAUUCAAACCAUUGAAAGCUGCCUAUUACGAAACACACGAUGAAAAGUACAAAAAUAUCGGAUAUUUGACCUACAAGGAUGAAAGCCCAGCCAACCUCAAGGUGAUCACUUGGAACUUGUAUGGUUUGACUUCUCCAGAUGUCAAGAAUGCCAAAGAUUACUUUAAAGACCUCGACGGGUUCGUGAGAUGGAGAAUUGGAUUGAUGGAACAGGCGAUUGGGUUGUUGGAUUUCACCAAUAAGGAAAACAACUAUGUUGCUCAAAUCCACGAUUAUUCUGGGGUCAGCUUCUUGUCUUCAGACAGUUCUGUUAAGAAAAUUGGGAAAAAGGUGGUUCAACUUUUCCAAGCCCAUUAUCCUGAGUUUCUCUCCGCCAAAUAUUUCCUCAAUUUUCCAUUUGUCUUGGCUUGGAUAUACAACUUUAUUGUGAAGAACUGGUUCAUUUCUGCAGAAACCGUAAAGAAGUUCCAUAUCUUACACAGCGGCAAAGACUUGGUCAAAGAGUUCAAAGUACCCGGAUUACCAAAAAAAUAUGGUGGGAACGGUGGUGAUUUAAAGAGUCAAAAUUAUGACGUCAAACUAAUUAAGUUAUCUCCAUAUACUGAAGAAAUCUUGAAGCGAAACUUUGAAAAUGAAGCAGAUGAUGUGGAUUAA